Molecule: messenger RNA, 3132 nt
Organism: Trypanosoma cruzi
Lineage: Eukaryota; Euglenozoa; Kinetoplastea; Trypanosomatida; Trypanosomatidae
Exons: 1
Coding region: 1-3132 (1043 amino acids)
Biological process (GO): rRNA acetylation involved in maturation of SSU-rRNA
Cellular component (GO): nucleolus; 90S preribosome
Molecular function (GO): ATP binding; tRNA binding; 18S rRNA cytidine N-acetyltransferase activity
Source: RefSeq, a predicted model, not a curated record
AUGCCCUCCCCUGCCUCUGUUGCAUCGACAACCCGCAGCAGCGCCACUGGGGGUGUGACGAUUAAGCGGAAGGUGGACGAUCGGGUCCGCCACAUUAUUGAGAAUGCAGUACAUAAGAAACAUCGUGCGUUGCUUCUUCUCGUUGGUGACCGCGGGAAGGACCAGAUCGUCAAUCUGCACCAGAUGGUCUCUCAUGCCAACCAUAGUGCCAAGGUGAGUGUGCUGUGGUGCAUGAAAAAGGAACCGGAUUUUGGUUCGACAAGCAGCAAAAAACAAGAGAAGCGUGCGCGUCUUGAGGUGAAGGGUGGCAUGUCAACUGAAGCAACGAAGGAGGCUUUUCAGACAUUUCUUUCUCAAACAUCAAUUCGUUUCUGCCAAUACAAGGAGACUCACAAGAUCCUUGGUCAGACGUUUGGAAUGGCUGUGCUGCAGGACUUUGAGGCGAUCACACCCAACACACUUGCGCGUACCAUUGAAACAGUGAAGGGUGGUGGAAUUAUUGUCAUCAUGUUCCGUGCGAUGCGUUCGCUAAAGCAGCUCUACACCAUCGCAAUGGAUGUUCAUGCAAGAUAUCGUACCGAAGCAUUGCGCGAUGUGGUGCCGCGGUUCAAUGAAAGAUUUCUUCUUUCUCUUGUGGAUUGUGAGACGGCGCUUUGCGUCGAUGACGAAUUAAACGUUCUCCCCAUCACCACAAAGAUGCAGUCGGUAGAGAAUGCACGCGCCACCAGCUACGAGGCGGAGUUGGUGUUACAAGGCCAUCAGAAACACGAGGCGGAUUUAAUUGCUUUAAAAGAUCGACUUUCUGGGAGCAAUGAAGUGGGGCCACUUGUGGCAAUUUGCCAAACAAUUGACCAGGGCAAAACGGUCCUCUCGCUCAUGCAAACUGUUAUGGAGAAGUCUCUUAACACAACUUGUGUCGUCACGGCGGGUCGUGGACGUGGCAAAUCCGCAGCACUCGGCCUCGCCGCAGCUGGUGCGCUGGCCCAGGGGUACAGCAACAUCUUUUGUACGGCUCCAUCUCCAGAAAACUUGCAAACAUUUUUUGAGUUUGUGAUACGAGGACUGAAGGAGUUGGGGUACACGGAGCGCACGGAAUUUGAGGCCAUGCAGAGUACUAAUAUAGAAUUUAGCAAGUGUAUCGUGCGCAUUAAUCUCUUUCGUGAGCACCGUCAAACGGUUCAGUAUAUCUCUCCUCACGAUGCCUCAAAAUUUGCACAGGCGGAGUUGGCUAUCAUUGAUGAAGCAGCCGCAAUUCCGUUGCCUGUUGUGAAGCAAAUGUUGGGUCCUUACCUGGUCUUUCUUUCAUCGACGGUCUCUGGCUACGAGGGUACAGGGAGAAGCUUAUCCAUGAAACUUGUUGCAGAUAUGCGUAAACAUUGUGGAAGCGAUGGGGGCGUUGCUGCUGCUGCGGGAAAUUCGGAUGACAGGCGUUUUCUCCGUGAGAUUGCGUUGACGGAUGCCAUUCGUUACGGCCCCAAUGAUCCAGUCGAGCUGUGGCUGCACAAACUACUGUGCCUUGACACCACCGUACGGCCCACAGGUGUGAAGACGUGCCCACAUCCCAGCAAGUGUGAGCUGUACUAUGUCAAUCGUGAUGCCCUGUUCUCAUACCACCCAUUUGCGGAACAAUUACUUCAGACGAUUGUGUCACUGUUGGUUGCGGCUCAUUACAAAAAUCAGCCCAAUGACUUACAGCUGAUGUCGGAUGCCCCUGGCCACCACUUGUUUCUUCUUUGUCCUGUGAGUGUGGAUGCGAAGGGUGGUCUUCCGGAUGUUUUUUGCGUCAUUCAUGCUUGUGAAGAGGGGCAAGUGACAUCUGAAGCGAUUAAGAGUAAUCUUAGCCGUGGUGUACGCCCCGCGGGUGAUCUCAUUCCGUAUACAUUGUCACAGUGCUACCUUGAAGAAGGAUUUGCCAAACUUGCUGGACUUCGAAUUGUGCGUAUUGCCACCAAUCCAGAAUUGCAGCGUGCGGGAUAUGGUUCUCGCGCUCUGAUGCUGCUCUACGAAUAUUACAGUGGCUCUAUUUCUCUUCGCCCCGCUCCGGCGUUGUCUUCCCCUUCUUUGGCGCAGGGCGUUAAUGAUGGGGCCGGUGCCUUGGAGGAUGAUGCCAGCAGCACCAUUAUUCUUCCGCGGAAACGUAUUCCUACUCUUCUUACCCCACUGAUUGAUCGUCCAUAUGAGGUUAUUGAAUAUCUUGGUGUGAGCUUUGGUGUGACGACUGCGUUAUUUAACUUUUGGAGGCGCGCGGGUUAUGAACCUUUAUAUCUUCGCCAUGCUGCGAAUGAACUUACGGGUGAGCACAGCUGUGUGAUGGUGCGUCCUAUUGGUUUGGAUCUUGCACUUUUGCGGGCGGAGUUUCGUCGGCGGUUUAUUCCACUUCUCGCAAUGCCAUUUCGCCACCUUUCAACGGAGUUGGCGCUGAGCAUUUUGAAGGAUAUUGACGUCAAUGAUCCCCAAAAGCUGGCAGCUGCCACGGAUCUUUCCCAGGCCUCGGCACAUGUUGUUCGUGUGGGCGGUCAAGUGCAGUGCACAUGGUCAGAUCUGGAGAAGAUCUUUAGCGGCAAUGACAUGAAACGGCUGAAGCUGAACGCCACCAUGUUUGUGGAUGGCGGGCAAGUAUUGGAUUUGAUUCCUGCCAUUGCAAAGCUUUACUUUGAAUAUCGGCUGCACCGACUACCGGAUGGUUCCGAGGGUGUCGUGUUGUCACAUGCACAGGCAGCUUUGUUGCUUGCGGUAGGUUUGCAGUGCCAGACGGUGGAGCAGGUGGCCCAACAGACGGCAUUUGCGGGUGUGCCGAUACAGCAACUGAGGGCAUUUUUGCAGAAGGCCGUCUCCCGCAUUGUUGAACAUUUCUCUCGACUUGAGAAGCUGAAGUCACCAGGAACGAAUGGCACCGAGACUACCCGGGAAGAGGGGGCGGGGGAGACGGAGGAGGAUGCUCGUGAGAUAUAUGACAAGGAUGGAAAACUCGUUGGCCUCUCCGUGGAGAAAAAGCUGCGACGCUUAAUUAACGUGGACUCCACACUCCUGCGUGAUGCCAAGUCCUCAUUGCAAGGGAUGAAGAAUGAGGCAGCGAGCGCCACUGGCCUGCAGCGUGCAUUUAAGCGGACAAAGAAAACUCGACGCAGUUGA